Tauraco erythrolophus (red-crested turaco) is the source of this 2039-nucleotide messenger RNA. The record is from RefSeq and is a predicted model, not a curated record. Lineage: Eukaryota; Metazoa; Chordata; Aves; Musophagiformes; Musophagidae.
GAAGCUAUUCCGUACUGAAUCAGCAUGGGAUAGAGUGCCUAGAAGACGUUCAGACCAAGCACAGCUAGCGCGUCCCUGCUGGUUCUCCAUUCUGCAUCCGUGCAGCCACGUUCUAUUGAUGGCCUGUUGUGAUUUCAAUGGAACAUCAUGGGAUGUACCUGGCACGCCGGGCAGCACUGGAUGGAGGUGCCUUUAGCCCAAUGUACCUGGCAUGGUGGUAAGGUGAAGGUGAAAGGAAGAGAAGGUGGAGAUGGAACUGCCAAAUCAUGCCAAACAACUGCUACUGCAGCUGAACCAGCAACGAGCCAAAGGUUUCCUCUGUGAUGUGAUCAUUGUGGUAGAAAAUGCCCUGUUUCGUGCCCAUAAGAACAUCCUGGCAGCCAGCAGCAUGUAUUUCAAAUCCCUUGUCCUGCAUGACAACCUGAUUAACUUAGACACGGACAUGGUGAACCCCACCGUGUUCCGGCAGAUCUUGGACUUUAUUUAUACUGGUAAGCUCUUAACGACUGACCAGCCCGGUGAACAGAACUUUAAUGCUCUCCUCACCGCAGCAAGCUACCUCCAACUGCACGACCUGGCAGCUCUCUGCAGAAAGAAGCUGAAGCGGAACAGCAAGUCCUUCGCUGGCAAGGCCGGUGGCCUUGGUCUCGGGAGAUCUGCCAGGAGUCAGAGACUUUCCACUGCUUCGGUCAUCCAAGCUCGCUAUUCAGGGUCAAAUGAGGGGUUGAAGGGCUCGCACUCAAAGGACCUGUCAAAGGGAAGGCUCUCCGAUGACGAGGUCUUCAUCAGCAGUUCCAACCAAGAGAACUGUCACUCCUUAAGCAGGGGAGCCAGUAAGAACGGUGGUGGGGGCAGCAGUGCGAAUGGAAGCACCGGCGACCAGGAGCUAGGCCUCGAUCUGUCCAAAAAAAGCCCGUCGCUCCCUGUUGCGGCCUCCCACGAUGACACGCAGCACAGCGAAAGCCAGCACGGCUCUCCCCAAUCUGCCUCAGCCCCUGCAGCCAACAGUGCCUCAUCGUUCGACGAGUCUGGAGUCGGAGCCCCUCACAGCAUGGCGGACAGCAGCGACCCCAUGGAGAUGGAUCUGGGUGAAGAGUGCCACCACUCAUUGACGGAGAGCAGCCAGCGCAAGGGCCUCCGGCACUCGUCCCGCAAGAAGGAGUGGAUCAAGAAAGACAACGCCUUUGACCAAAAGGAGGGGAGCAAAGACAGGGACGAGGGCGAAGGGCUGCCCAACGGUAUCCUGCUGGGGCCCUUGUCCAAGUCCAUGGAGCGGAGUCUGGCCGGGGCCUACGGCGCAGACCUACCCUACCCAUGCAAGGAGGAGGUGGAAAAUGGUAAGGAGAACAGUGACGACAGCUGCCAGAGCGAGAGCGAGAGCGGCGGGCAUACUAGUGCCAACUAUGUCUACCGGCAGGAGGGGUUUGAGCCAGUGGCCUACGGUGACAACCUGUAUGUUUGUAUCCCCUGUGGCAAAGGCUUUCCCAGCUCCGAGCAGCUCAAUGCCCACGUGGAGACGCACACCGAGGAAGACCUUUACAUCAAGGAGGAAGGGACGUAUGGCGGCAAGGAUGAAGCCGAGGAUUUGUCCAACCCCAACCAGUCCUAUGCCGCGGAGUCCCGACCCUUCAAGUGUUCAGUGUGUGAGAAGAGCUACAAGGAUCCAGCCACGCUGCGGCAGCAUGAGAAGACUCACUGGCUGACACGGCCCUUUCCUUGCAACAUCUGCGGCAAGAUGUUCACGCAGCGGGGCACCAUGACACGGCACAUGCGCAGCCACUUAGGGCUCAAGCCCUUUGCUUGUGAGGAAUGCGGGAUGCGCUUUACCCGGCAGUACCGACUGACAGAGCAUAUGCGUGUCCACUCAGGAGAAAAACCUUACGAAUGUCAACUGUGUGGUGGGAAAUUCACCCAGCAGCGCAAUCUGAUCAGCCACCUGCGAAUGCAUACCUCUCCCACAUAAGCCAAAGACUCCAGAAUGAGCUUCGAGCCCAUCCGCAGUGAUUUACCUUUCUGUAGACUUGCUGCUUAAAAAAAAA